Rhincodon typus (whale shark) is the source of this 1515-nucleotide messenger RNA. It is a transcript of the gene ebna1bp2, whose product is annotated as EBNA1 binding protein 2. The transcript has 9 exons. Gene Ontology annotation, cellular component: nuclear periphery; preribosome, large subunit precursor; nucleolus. The coding region runs from base 225 to 1148 and encodes 307 amino acids. Lineage: Eukaryota; Metazoa; Chordata; Chondrichthyes; Orectolobiformes; Rhincodontidae. The record is from RefSeq and is a predicted model, not a curated record. Gene Ontology annotation, biological process: ribosomal large subunit biogenesis; rRNA processing.
AUAUCUACAACAGUACUUUGAAUCUACACGCUACUUUUGAAAACUCCUGCGCUACACUUCGAACCGUCCGGAUAAAUAAAUUAACUGAUGUCCCGGCGGUUUGUGAGGAAGUUGGUCUUUAUUUCCGGAACUCUGUGCACGGUUUCACAUUCUGGCCGGACGGGUGUUCCGUGUGCGCUGAGAGACAGCUUCCGCUCAGAUCCGACCAGCGAGGCAGCGGCGGCAUGGCUUGGGAUCCACAAUCUGCUUCAGACGCUGAGGAUUCCGACCUGGAGCUUCAGGAUGCAUUUUCAAAAGGUUUACUCAAACCUGGGUUGAAUGUAGUGGAGGAAGCAGAGAAACAAUAUGUCAACGAUGUGGUGGGUUUGGAACAACGUUUGGAAGAAUUCAAGAAAAACAUGGAGUGGGUGGAGAGGCUUGACAUGACAAAUGGCCCAGCUGCUGACAUCAUAGCAUUGACGGAAGGGAAGUCGGUAGCACAGGAACGUUCAGAUAUCGAUCCAGAUGAUGACUUUCAACGUGAGAUGUAUUUUUAUCGCCAGGCACAGGCAACAGUUUUAGAUGCAUUGCCUCAGCUAAACCAACACAAAAUUACAACAAAAAGACCAGACGACUACUUUGCUGAGAUGGCCAAAUCAGAUCAGCAAAUGCAGAAGAUUCGAGAAAAAAUGUUAGCAAAGCAGAUCUCUAUGGAAAAGUCUGAAAAGGCUAAACAGCUUCGAGCAUUGCGAAAAUAUGGCAAAAAGGUUCAAGUAGAAGUUAUCCAGCAACGUCAGAAAGAAAAGAAAGCCAUGAUGACAGCAGUGAAAAAAUACCAAAAAGGACUCUCCGACAAACUGGAUUUCCUUGAGGGUGAUAAGGUUUCUUCAAAAACAAAGAAAGACGUUGGAAAGGGUCCAGUGGCUGGAAUUAAACAAAAGAAGCAAGGAAUAAAUGCAAAGAGGAAAUACAAAAAUGAGAAAUUUGGUUUUGGAGGAAAGAAGAGAGGCUUAAAGUGGAACACCAAAGACAGUCACGAUGAUGUCUCCAGCUUCAGAUCAAAAGUUGCUCAUUCCAAAAACAACAGUUUUGGCAAAGGAAGAAAGAAGAAUGCAAAUAAGCGCCCUGGCAAAAGGGCUAGACAGAAAAAGAAAAACCAGGCACGAUAAUGAAGUGAAAACAGAAGAAUAUUCUUAUCCUGUUUCUCCACAGUGUGGGGUGUAAUUAACUUUUUCAUGAGCGUACUGAACCUUGCCUCCAGAAGAAGAAGAAAAGUUUUUGAACAUUUAACUACAGCAUAUUUGGUUAGAACCAGUUUGGUUUGGAUGGUAUCAAAAUCUGGAAAAGUUGUCUUGUUAAAUAUUGGACGUGAAUAUUUUUAAAAAUCACUUAAAUAUAAUGGUUUCUCCUUACUACAAGAUUUAAGUACCUUUUAAUAUAACUUUCAAAAUUCAGAAUAUGAAAAUGCAGUGAUUUUAUUUGUGCUAACCACAGGACUGUUAAUGUAAAAUAAAUCUCAACAUCUCUUUUUUUCGA